Messenger RNA from Scheffersomyces stipitis CBS 6054, 2330 nucleotides. RefSeq lists its product as uncharacterized. The record is from RefSeq and is a predicted model, not a curated record. Lineage: Eukaryota; Fungi; Ascomycota; Pichiomycetes; Serinales; Debaryomycetaceae. The coding region runs from base 1 to 2025 and encodes 674 amino acids. The transcript is spliced from 3 exons.
AUGAUCUCUAUACGAGAUACGAUCUCCCGCAUCGCUCGAACGGUGCGGCAGACUGAGCCGGCUUCAAAAUACACCAAACCGAAAACAAAGUCUCAUUCUCAGUCAAAAUCACCCUCUACUUCUCCAGGAAUCUACAAUAAGCCCAAGAUAGUUCACCGAAAAGACGUCAAAGUUGACCUAAAGAACACCCAGGGCACCAAUUUCCAGAUCCACACAUACAGAGACUUCUUGGCGCCGUUGGGCAUCCCUAAUCUCAAGGUCUUCAACGAUGAACUUCCACCGUAUAGCCAUUCUUCCGCUCAUCAGAACUGGAGAAAGAAACAGAACUCCAAACCUGUAAAUAUGUUCAACAACUUUCUUCAGGACCGACUGCUCUUUGAAAAGAUGAUGGACUUUCUUAUAAAUAUCACGCCGGAGCAUCUCAAAAAUACCAACUUCAGCAACGAUAUGGUGGUACGACAUGUUUUAGAACAAGAGGAAAAGGAAUCCGACACUAACCGGUUUCCAGAGCUAUCCCCCCGUAACUCAUUCGGAGAAGUCCCGUCUAUGCCUCAACCUCUAACGGUCCAGAAUUUCCAAGAAUACAUCUAUACCUUAACACAUCUGAACUUCUACUACCGGAACUCGCUGUCGUUGACGUCCGGAUUGGUUCCAGAUAUCUUGCUCUACACUCAUAAACUCACGAACGACGAAUUCAAGCCGUAUAGAUCUGUGCAUACAUAUAACUACCUUAUCAAGUUCUUUGGAUUUGACAAAAACCAAAGCUCAUUUGCUAGGGAAUUGCUUUUGGUCAUGAACAAAGAUGGCCACAAGCCCAAUAUCGACACCAUAAACCAUUUGCUAAAGUUGGCCCAGACCCAUUCGCACAUCAGGACAAACACCAAUACCUACCAGGUAAUCAUGAAGUAUCUCCAGCUCUGUCAGUCGAUGAAUAUCGACAUAAACCUAUCAACAUUCAGUAGAAUCUACGACUCGAUUAAUAACAUCUUUCUCAAAGAGUCUUUUCUCAAUCAUAUUCAGCGCAUAAAGCUUCCUAUUCUGAAGAACUUGCUUCUCAAGAUUUUAGACGAUUUCAUGGCUACUACUAAAGACACAGGCGAAGUAAUCAACUUCAUCGAGAAUGACUUGGGACACAGUAACUGGAAAAGUGAUAGCAAGAUACUCAACAAGGUGGUUUACCACAAGGCUCUACAGAUCCAAAGAGAUGAGGAUGUGGACAGGCUAUGGAGGUUUGUUAAUGAAAAAGAUCUCGAUGUAGAUGAGUACACCUUGAAGUCGUUCUUAGAGGGAGUGAGAAAGAACAAGCUUUUGGAUUCACAGCACUACAGCAAAGCAAUGUUGAUGUUGUCUAUCUAUGUUAAUGUUUAUGAUUCUCUUUCCAACGUAUUACGAGUGUACCAAUUCUUGCUAGAGGAGUUGGUUCGAGAGUCAGAAAGAGAGCCACGGCUUCUAGGUAUAAACACAUUUAUAGCGAGAGGUGUAGUCUAUGAAGCCAGUGGGGAGUUGCUAUUGCCUUCAGAAAUCACUCAGUACGGCAACAGCAAGAGGUCUGCAUCGGAGAACUACAAGAUCUUACGGCGAGUAUCAUGCGGGAAAUUAGAGAAGCUAGAGGCAAUCACAGACAUCUACAACAAGAUGAUGGAGAAAUUCUCUGAAGUUGCAGCCAUAACGGAACCCCACAAGCCGUUUUCUGAGGAUGAAAUUCAGAUGUGGCAGAAGCUUAAAUCCAGCAUCAAGAUCGACAAUAACGCAGCAGAAUCAGAGCGAAGCUUGCUAAUUAAAGCCCAGAUCCAUUGUGUUCCCUUAACGAUUCCACCCGGAGCAGUGGAUAAGUAUCGUCAAGCACAAUUGCGCAAGUAUGAGACAGUACGAGCACGAGAACGCAGCAACAAAAUGGAGUUAGGUGUAGAAGAGCAUACAAGACAACAGAUGAGAACAAGGGGCAUCUACGACAGUAGAGAAAAUAUGGGCGUGGAUAAAGAUAACGGAGAAGAGAUAAUAAAUAAAAAUCUCGAUACAGUUUAGGACAAUGAAAGAUGUGAUAAGUGGUGAAUAACAAGAUUUAAACAAAGCUUGAGCGGAAAGAAAUCGAAAGAAUAAAGUACAAACUUUCUGGCACUUUCUCUCGAUCGUCGUCUAUAGUUUUCUACCCUUCUUUCUUGACAAUAUAUUCUUCUUUCGGCAUUUGCACAAUUUCCAACACCGUUUUGCACCAGAAAAUUUAAUGAGGUGCGUUAAUGAGAUGCGUUUGAUGAGAAUCGGGAAGCACCACUCCUGGGUAUUUUAAUAGACAGUGUAUAUAGCAUUCCACAGAUGCAAGUCCUAAUUGA